Mycena indigotica is the source of this 855-nucleotide messenger RNA. RefSeq names its product RING finger protein 8. The record is from RefSeq and is a predicted model, not a curated record. Lineage: Eukaryota; Fungi; Basidiomycota; Agaricomycetes; Agaricales; Mycenaceae. Gene Ontology annotation, biological process: protein monoubiquitination; DNA damage tolerance. Gene Ontology annotation, molecular function: single-stranded DNA binding; ubiquitin protein ligase activity; metal ion binding. Bases 1 to 855 code for a protein of 284 amino acids. The transcript has 7 exons.
AUGGACGAAUUCAUACAGGGUUCCUCGACGGCUUCAGACUUUGACGACAUCCCGGACCCUUUUGCGGACGCUGAAGUGGAUUGGGAUACCCUUCUGGGCAGUCAACCAACACAAACCACUCAACCCGAAACCCAAAGCGUUGGAAAUGACUUCGAGGACAUCGCUGAUAUUUUUGCCAAUGUUGAUGUCGACUGGGAUAAUCUGCUCUCAACACCACUCCCGCCGACCAGUCAACUUUCUUUAGCAACUGAGCCUCCGUCCUCCUUUACUUCAUUGAAACGGCAACGAAGUGUCUCUCCACCGCCAAGCAGCGCCGAACGCCGACCCUUGGGGCCAUAUAAUUCGCCCCCGAAAAAGCGCCAAAAAAGCCCUGAACCUGCGGCAAAAUUGCUAGAGGGCUUUGAGGAUGAACUAACAUGUGCUAUUUGUUGCGACUUGCUGGCUGCCGCGCAUUUAUUGAAUCCUUGUGGGCACUCCUUCUGUGGGGAGUGUGUUUCAGAAUGGAUUUCGGUCAAAGUCAGAAAGACGACUUGUCCGGUUUGUCGAGCCAUCAUUGCAAAGCAACCUAUGGCGCCGAAUAUCUCACUCGAUAAACUGGUGGAUGUUCAUGUGCGUAUGUUGGGUAUGAAUGACACUGGGUGGAAGGAAGGUGGCGAAAAGUUGGCUGAACUCGAUAAACGACGCCGGACAUGGAAAAACAGAGCUACUGCGAGGGCAAGGCAGGACAUUGUGUCCCACACAGUGUGGGUGAUUGACGACGAGGAAUCUGACGAGUCUGAGGACUACGAUGAAGACGAGGAAUUCAAUGAAGAAGAUUUGGACGAUAUUGUCUGGCUUGCCCAACCACCACAUUGA